Messenger RNA from Diaporthe batatas, 1182 nucleotides. RefSeq lists its product as uncharacterized. The transcript is spliced from 2 exons. Gene Ontology annotation, molecular function: deoxyribose-phosphate aldolase activity. NCBI's taxonomy places the organism in Eukaryota, Fungi, Ascomycota, Sordariomycetes, Diaporthales, Diaporthaceae. Gene Ontology annotation, cellular component: cytoplasm. The coding region runs from base 188 to 1009 and encodes 273 amino acids. The record is from RefSeq and is a predicted model, not a curated record. Gene Ontology annotation, biological process: deoxyribonucleotide catabolic process; carbohydrate catabolic process.
GCUUCACAAGGCUUUUCCACGUUUACCGUAACUAUCCCAAACGUCUAAUACAUAAAGGCCGCCCUGCGUUCUGUAGUUGUUUCCCUCAAGCCCCAGCGCAUGCACUUUACCUUCACCAUCAUCCCCAACAUCCAAAUACUGGGUUCCCCUUUUACAAACCUCUCCUCACAAAUAAGUACACCCCAAGAUGUCUCCCGUCACUUUCCCCUCAACCAUCGAGGUCUCUCUCCAUGACCUCGCCAAGAUGAUUGACCACUCCCUCCUUCAUCCCACCAUGACGGACGAGAUCCUGGCGGAGGGCUACGCCAUCUCCAAGAAGUACAACGUCGCCACAGCCUGCGUCAAGCCUUAUGCAAUCCCCGGUGCAGUCGCCGCCCUCAAGGGCACCGACGUCAAGGUCUGCCCCGUAAUCGGGUUCCCCCACGGGAACAGCACCGCCGAGGUCAAGGUCUUCGAGGCCCGGCGCGCCGCCGAGCAGGGCGGCGCCGAGAUCGACAUGGUCAUCAACAUCGGCAAGGCCCUCGGGGGGCAGUGGGACUACGUCAGGGCGGAGAUCCAGGCCGUCAACGCGGCGGUCGUCGCCGCGGGCGCGGUGCUCAAGGUCAUCUUUGAGAACGACUUCCUUGGCGAGCAGGAGAUCAUCAAGCUGUGCGGGAUCUGCAGCGAGCUGGACGUGGCCUUUGUCAAGACGAGCACGGGCUACGGCAUGGUGAAGCAAAAGGACGGCUCCUACAACUACAGGGGCGCGACGUAUGAGCACCUGAAGCUCAUGAGGGAGCACUGCAAGCCGAGUGUGCAGAUCAAGGCGGCGGGUGGCGUGCGCACGCUGGAUGAUCUGUUGAGGGUCAGGAGUCUGGGUGUCAGUCGGAUCGGGGCCACGGCUACUGAGGCCAUUUUGGAGGAAGCCAAGUCGAGAGGCAUUGGUGCUGAGAGGAUGACUGUCAAAGUUCAGUCUUUAGGACCUCGUCGGCGACGAGAAGGAGACCUAGGAGGAUAUUAUGGUGCUUAGGGACUCGCCAGAGCGCCCUAGGCGACAAGAAAAGAAGUAGCAAACCACCAGACCAGAAGCGAUAAUAGGAGGAUUAGAAAUUGAGGGCUAAUAAGGAUAUGUAUAGUCAAUUAGUGUAAAUUUAUAUUUUAUAUAGUAAGUAGGUAGUGUAAAUUAAGGUCGGCACACCAGGG